GCACCUUGGUAAAGAUCAUAUGUCUUUUAAAUUGAGGAAAGAGCUUACUGAGGAGCAGUUAAGAGCCUUCACCAAAUAUAAGCUAGAUAGAGGAGAUCCUAUUUUGGAUGAAGAAUUUCAGCGACUCAAGACAGAAGUUAGCAACAAACGGGUCAUUCGCAAUCUACAAGAGACAAUCAAGGAAUUUCAUCCUAGUUUUGAUCCACUGGUUAAUAAUACUUGGGUCAACAGGUUCAGGGCACAAAGACGGUUUCAACAAGCAGCACGCAAGAUCAUGAUUCAGCGACGAUUACUCAAUAUGUUGAAUGCUAUUCGUGAAAUGGACAGGAAGAGUGUGAUAAGAAAGCUGAGCCACGUGAAACAAUCAGCACAAGACAAGAAUCUCUCCAAAUACCUUCGGCCACGGAUCAGUCAGGAUGAUUAUUCUGUCCACUUCUCUGUGUCACCCAAGGAAGUGCUGCCCUUCGCCUUCCCGUCCUACAGUCCUCCUCAGGGCUCCAACGAGUUGGCUCCUGAUGGCCUUGGACUGGUCCCAAUUAAGCCUUCAGAAGUUCAAAUCAAGCAGAGUUUUUCCUUCUUCAAUUUGCAGGUUCCUCAACUGUACAAAAUUAAGAGGUAUCAGCCUUUCUCUGUCCACAAAGCUUCAACAAGUUACAGACCUCAAAAACUUGCUCGAGCCCUGAAGCAAGGAGCAGAGGAUGAGGUCACCACCAUCAUAGCCCUCCCGAAACAGGACUCCAGACCUCGGCUCUCUGGAAAGACCUCAGUCUUGAGCAUGAAGCCACCAGAGGCCUUAGCCAUGUCUCCAGACUAUGAUCCCCUUUAUAUUUUUAAUCCCAACCCAGGAUUAUUUGCUGUAAAGCGCCCUCUGACCUACAUGGAAACUUUGAUAGAUUACCAUCUGUGCUCUCACCCCAAGUACAAGUUCACCAAAGAGACCCAUGAUGGAUCCAGCAUUCCUGUCACCCAAAAGGAGUUUCUUCAUCACACGGACAUUAUUCCUGGAAUAAUGCACUGGAAGAGGUUCCAGUCCCUGGUUCUCUCCUCCCUGCCCGAAACCUCUAAGGCGGAGACGACACCAAGCUGUGAUUCCUUCAAUUCAGUCAUGCUUCCUGUAGACGUCCCUGCCGUUCUUGAUGCCUUACCAGAAGAAGACAGACUAGAAAUAGUCGAACGUGAGCUCUGUGAACAGAAUGUAGAAGUUAUGUUGACUCCAGAAAUUAUCCAGGUGGAAUUCCCCAUGUUGGACUAUAAGGACACCAGGAAGGAGAAAGAAGUGAAAGACCAAGCACAACCAGCAGAGAACAUGGGAGAAAAAGUGCUCGAGGAGAUGAGGAAUCUGCAGGGCAAAGCUCUCAACACGUACCUGAUCCUACAGUGAAAAUCGCCAGCAGGGCAGUGUCUCUCAUUUGCUUUCUGUGUUCGCUGAGGUCCCUGGUGUCCAUUUACAUUCCAACCAUUUUUGGAAUUACAAUUCCUAGAGAAAAAUAAUUGAAAUGUGGAUGAUGUAUAUAUUUUAAAAUUAUACUUUUUCUUUUUAAAAAUAAAAUGUCAU
Galeopterus variegatus (Sunda flying lemur) is the source of this 1555-nucleotide messenger RNA. It is a transcript of the gene CFAP221, whose product is annotated as cilia and flagella associated protein 221. The transcript has 13 exons. Gene Ontology annotation, cellular component: cilium. Bases 20 to 1381 code for a protein of 453 amino acids. The record is from RefSeq and is a predicted model, not a curated record. Gene Ontology annotation, biological process: cilium assembly; cilium movement. NCBI's taxonomy places the organism in Eukaryota, Metazoa, Chordata, Mammalia, Dermoptera, Cynocephalidae.